AUGGUCUCGCUGAAGCUCCAAAAACGGCUCGCAGCUUCAGGGCUGAAGUGCGGAAAGGGUAAAGUAUGGAUCAAUCCAAACGAAGGCAGUGACAUCUCCAUGGCCAAUUCGCGCCAAAACAUAAGGAAGCUAGUGAAGGAUGGUUUCAUCAUCAGGAAGCCAACAAAGAUCCACUCACGUUCCAGAGCUCGCCGCAUGAAUAUUGCUAAAAUGAAGGGACGUCACUCUGGUUACGGUAAGAGAAAGGGUACAAGGGAGGCAAGAUUGCCAACAAAAGUGUUAUGGAUGAGGAGGAUGAGAGUUUGA
Eruca vesicaria subsp. sativa (arugula) is the source of this 306-nucleotide messenger RNA. Lineage: Eukaryota; Viridiplantae; Streptophyta; Magnoliopsida; Brassicales; Brassicaceae. The record is from the annotation of a GenBank genome assembly.